AUGAAAGCUAGCAUACAUCAGAAUUCAAAGAUUGCUAUGAGCGUAGGAGAUUUUAAUGUAAACAAUAAUGACCUUCAUAGAAUAGAAAAAUUAACAAAUUUUAGAAUUACUUAGAAACUUUGUUCUAGAUUACUCAAAUAUUGAAUUAUUUAAAAGUUUAAUACUUGAAGAUUGUAAUCCUGAAACCACGUUCGCUCUUUAUUCAAUAAUCUAAAAAAGUCUUAUAAAUGGUGAUCAUUUUACAAAUUUGCCUCAUCAAAAAGUAAGUACAGAGUACUUUUAUAACGAAUAUGAUCAUCGACUAAAUAUUACAGAAAUUUGUACAAAACAUAUUGAUAUUGCUUUAAUUUAUUUGCAAUAAUCUCAUAAUCAUCCAAAUUAUGUAUACAACUAAGUAAUUUUUACAAUUGCACUUUUAAUGAGAAAAAAUUGGGUAGAGAUUUUCAAAAUUGAAGAUAUUAUAAGUUAAAUUAUAAAUAGCACUAUUUAAACAAAUAAAAUAGUCUUUUUUAAAAUAUUUGAAAAUCUUAUAAGUUGUAUUAGAUAAUAUUCAUAUGCAAGUGGUUAUAUUGAAUUUAGAAAAAUACUUAAUAAUUUUUAAAUGUAAUUCUAUCAUUAUAUUUUAGGCUAUCUUUAUAGAGAAUAUUAAAUGCAAUUCAUUAAUAAAUUUAACAAUUAUAAGGAUAAUCUUUACUUUAAUUAUAUACAUAAAAUAAAACAAUGGUAGAAUCCUUUAUUAACUUAUUAUAUUAAUUGAUGAAUUUGAAUUUUAAUUUAAGUUAUUAUGAAAUUGAUAUAGAUAAUGAUGGAAAGGAUACUUCCUAAUUAACUAAUGUAUUUAAGGCAAUUUAAUUCUUAGUUUCCAGAUUAUUAUUUAGACUUGAUUAUAGACCCUACUUUUUAGAAAGAACUAUUUUAAGAUACCAUUGGAUUCAUAAAUAUUGAUCAAAAUCUAUCUCUAUAAUGUAUAAACAUGCUUUAAAGGAUUGCUUGUGUGAGAUUAUCAAUAUUUCAUAAUAAGAAAUGUAAAGGAGAAUUUAGAAGAAUAAUGUGGGAAGGAUUACUCUAUUUAUAUUAAAACUAAGAUUAAUUUAUAAAUUAUGCAGAAUUUUCAUCUGAAAUACAUUCCUUAGCAGUAAGGAUUAUAAAUAAUUUAACAUUAAGAAAAAUAGUAAAAUUUUAGUAUUUAUUUGAUAAUUUCUUUUAAUUGAUAUAAUAAGUUUACAAAAAAACAGUAUAAAUAUAUGGAGUUAAAAUUAUGUUAAAUAGUCCAAUAAUUAAAUUAUAAGAACUUUGGAAUUAAAUUAGUUAUUAAGGAUCAUUACAUUUACCUUUAAAUGAUGAUUUUAAUGUAAAAAUAAAUAAUGUUAUGUAAAUUCAAUUAAUUUUGGUAUUGAAAACAUUUUUUUAAUAAAAUCAAUUUACAGAAAUUCCAUAAGAAUGUAGUGUUAAGAAAUUUAAAAAAUUAUUGGAUUUAACCUUUAUGCCUUUUCAUUGUUUAUUUAAAUCCCAUAUCUAAGAUAAUAUUAAUCUCAUUUUAUAAAUGAUUGAAUAAUUAAGAGGAGAUAAUGAAUGUAUUAAUCAAAUUAAUUAUUAAUAGAUUAAUGUGCAGCUGUAAUAAGUCUAACUAUAGUAUUUUUAUUACAUACAUCAAAUACUGAGAUUUUAAAUUUAGGAUUCGAAAGCUAUAAUUUUGGAUAAAAAGAAGAACCUAAACCUAAUCUUGAUGGUUAAUCAUAUAUUCUUAAAUUUAUUGUGGAACUUAUAAUGAAUUAAUAAGUUUAAAGGAAUACUAGAAUUUUAAAAAUUUCUAUCUUAUCCUUUAUUGAAAGUUUUAUUACUACAACAAUUGACUCUUUUUGUUAUGAUUAAGAAACAAAAACAUUCAAAAAUCUUUCUUAAAUAUAUUCCCAAUUGAUACGUGUUGAUCAAAGAUAUCAAAAUUAUGUAUUAGUAUUAGAGACUAUGUUGGAUGAAUGGUAAUCUUUUAUCAUAUUUAUUUUAGUUUCUAAAUAUUUACAAGUGGUGAUCCUUAUUUAAUAGAAUUCAGUCUUAAAUUAAUUGAAUUUAUAUAUUAGAAAGUAAAAAAAUAUAUUCCAAGAAAAGUAUUCAAGGUUUGCACAAUUACAGAAAUGUUGAAAUAGUUCUUCUUAUAAUUAAAUAUAACUUGUUUAAAUACACCUUAAUAUAUAAAGAAGAGAGCUGUAGUCUUUAAAAUUAUAACUAUUGUUUGGGUAGAUGAUUGUUCUGAUGAUUAUCUUAAUUCACUUGUUGAUAUUUAUAACCAAAUUAAAUAAAGCAUAUUGAUAGAAAUGAAUAAAGUUAAUAUACUAAAAUAUGUUUGGGAUCUUAUUGGAAUUGCUUCAGAAAUAGAUGUUGAUAAUAUUUAUAGAGCAUUCUUAAGAAUAAUGUAUUAAAAUAAUAUGAUAUCAAUUAGAUAUCCAGAUCUUGCAAAUCUAUUGACUUAAGAAAAUAUUGAAUUAUUUGCUAAAGACUAUGAUUCUUCCAUUGCUAUCAUUACAUUAUUCAAAGCUAUUUUUUAUAAUAAGUAUUAGUUUAUAUCAAUUAUAUUAGAAAUACUAGAUUAUCAACAGAGAAUAUUUAAUUAAUUUUAUAUCAAAUUUAUGGUAAAGCUAUGAAAUUCUUUAUAAUUCUUAUUUAAUAAUAAAUUUAAACAGCAAAAACUUAAUAAAAAAUAUCUGAUUUGUAAUUGAAAUAAGUAUCUAAACUUUUAGCACUUAUGAGUCAAAUAUCUGGAUAAAAGAAAAUUAAUUAAGGAUUUUUUAUUAUUUACAAUGAUUAAUGUUUUCUAGAACUUUAUAAUUUAUAGAUAUAACUCAUUUUAAUAUAUAGACAAUUACUUUAACAUAUUCCAAAAUACAAAAAAAUAUUAUAUGAAUGUUUUGAUUGUAUAUGUUAAGAUCAUUCAGAAACUUUAGCUUAUAAGUGUGAUUUGAAUUCUUAUCUUGAUAUUUUCCUUAUAUGUAAAGAAUCAUUAAAAGAAAUUAUUUAUGAUAAUUAAGGAGAGGAUACUAUAAAUGAAAAUUGUGCUACACUUAUAUUAAUUGGAACCUUACUAAGCAAUAUAUCAACAUUUUUAAUUUAAGAAGCUUCUGUUGGAGAUAUAAAUGAUUUAUAAAUGAUAAAAAAUAAAAUAAAUGGAAUUAAUUUAUAGGGGAAAUAAAUACUAUAUGAUAUAUUUAAUUUGAGUUGCUAAAUUACAUUAAUAUAUCCAAAAAAUUCAAAAAUUAUAUUUGCAAUUCCAGAAAUCUUAUAUGCCAUUUCAAUAUUCAAUCCAAAAGAUGUAAUCACAAUUUUUGAUAUUUUAGUUUGAAACACUUCUCAUAACAAUGGUAACCAAUUAAAUAGGAAUUACAUCAAAUCCUAUAAUUGAUCAAAUAAGUUUAGCUUUUAAGAAUCUUUAAGGAGAAUUAUAAAUUUCAAACAAAGAAGAUUUUGUAAGAAAAAUUAAAGUAGUUUUAGAAAUGUAUAAAUGA
Molecule: messenger RNA, 3497 nt
Organism: Paramecium primaurelia
Lineage: Eukaryota; Ciliophora; Oligohymenophorea; Peniculida; Parameciidae
Source: the annotation of a GenBank genome assembly